UUCGAAAUUAUAGUUCGAAAUUUCCGACAACAAAUUAAUCAUCAUGUCGAAACUUCUCCGGCGAAAAAAUCUGAAACAACUCCUUCGAUUUUCUCUCUCCUCCACUUCUCUUCUGCCAUCUCCUUCAUCAUCUCAACAACACCUCCGCCAUUAUCACCGACACUCCCAAUCCCUUAAAUCCACCAAUUUCCUUUCAUCUCAUCCCCUUCCAGUAUUUCUCAAAUUAGGGUUAGGGUUUCAAGGUCGGCUCAAAUGGGAAGGAAGUUCCGACAAUUACGACCAAAUCAAGGCAGUCGUCAAUUGCCCUCGUUGUUCAAAGCAAAUGAAUAUCCUCUUCUCGAAUCGUCCAUUGUCAAUCACACCCAACGAAGUGGGUGUUUAUCAAGCGUUGAACAUUUGUGCUCACUGCAAAACUGCGUUUUACUUUCGGCCGUUUAAGUUGGCGCCAUUGCAGGGGAGUUUCUUUGAGAUUGGAAAGGUUGGAGGGAAGGAUAAGGAUAAGGAUGGUAUGAUGAUGGAAGGGAAGUUUGUGAAGGAUGAUGAUGAUGAUAAUAAUUGUGAAGAUGAAAAUGAGAAAGUUUCUAUGUGGCAGAAGUUGAGGUCUUAUGUCAGGGAUCUUCCUCCUUCUUCUUCAUCCGAGGGUUCGACGCUGCUUUCUGGGGAGAAUCUUUGGGCUGCUACUAGGGUGGAAUGUGAUAGUGUGCCUGGAGAAGUGCCCAAGGAAGGAGGAGGUGCGGUUGGGGACAGAAGCGGGCGGGGCGGGGCGAAUUUGGGGAAGAGUUUGCCCACGCCUAAGGAGAUUUGUAGAGGGCUUGAUGAGUUUGUCAUUGGGCAGGAACGAGCGAAGAAGGUACUUUCAGUGGCAGUCUACAACCAUUACAAGAGAAUAUAUUACACUUCUGAGCAAAAUCAGUCAGGUACAGAUGUAGAUGGCAAUGAGGUGAAACAAGAUGACUUUGAUCUUGUUGAAUUGGAGAAAAGCAAUGUCCUAUUGAUGGGUCCAACUGGUUGUGGGAAGACAUUACUCGCAAAAACAAUGGCUCGCUUGGUGAAUGUGCCAUUUGUUAUUGCAGAUGCAACAACAUUAACUCAAGCAGGCUAUGUUGGGGAAGAUGUUGAGUCAAUAUUGUUUAAGCUACUAACGGCUGCUGACUUUAAUGUGGAAGCUGCGCAGCAAGGGAUAGUCUACAUUGACGAAGUGGAUAAGGUUACGAAGAAGUCUGAGAGCUCAAACAUUGGAAGAGAUGUAUCUGGUGAAGGUGUUCAACAAGCAUUACUGAAAAUGUUAGAAGGAACAAUAGUAAAUGUUCAGGACAAGGGUGCUCGGAAGAAUCCCCGUGGUGAUAGCAUACAGAUCAAUACAAAAGAUAUUUUGUUCAUAUGUGGUGGAGCAUUUGUUGAUCUGGAAAAAACUAUUUCUGAAAGGCGUCAUGAUUCGUCGAUUGGUUUUGGAGCACCAGUUCGUGCUAACAUGAGAUCUGGCAGGACGACUGAUGCUGUGGUUGCAUCUUCAUUAUUAGAAAUUGUAGAAAGCAGUGAUCUUAUUGCAUAUGGUCUCAUACCAGAAUUUGUCGGCAGAUUUCCAAUUUUAGUGAGUUUGUCAGCAUUGAAUGAGGAUCAACUCGUCCAGGUCCUCAUGCAGCCGAGAAAUGCACUUGGUAAACAAUACAAAAAGAUGUUUGGCAUGAAUGAUGUCAAAUUUCAUGUUACAGAAAAAGCUUUGAAAUUAAUUGCAAGAAAAGCAAUGGCGAAAAAUACUGGUGCGCGUGGCUUAAGAUCAAUAUUGGAGACCAUUUUAACUGAUGCUAUGUUUGAGGUUCCAGAUGCCAAAACAGGAACUGAUCGAGUAGAUGCAGUUGUGGUGGAUGCAGAAGCUGUUGGAUCAGUUGAUGAUACAGGUUUGGGAGCCAAAAUUUUGCGUGGAGACCAUACAUUAAAACACUUUCAGCAAGAAACUAAAUCCAGUGAUCCGAUGAAGAAAAAUGAGAUAAAGGUUGAAUCGCCAGAAAGUGAUUUGCAGUUCGAGUGCAGAUUUAUGAGCUUGUAAUAUUAUUUUAAACCUCUUUUUCGGAAUGCUUUCUAAUGUACAAUUUUUUAAAGAAAAUCCGAAAGAGAAAUGUGUAUCAAUGUAUUGUGUUACCUUUGGGUUACUGUGAGGUAUAUAUGUGCAUUAUGUUAGCAAUUGUUUUUAAUUUAAUAGAAAAAUCUGUAUUAACGUUCCA
This is a messenger RNA of Chenopodium quinoa (quinoa), 2222 nucleotides long. RefSeq names its product CLP protease regulatory subunit CLPX2, mitochondrial-like. NCBI's taxonomy places the organism in Eukaryota, Viridiplantae, Streptophyta, Magnoliopsida, Caryophyllales, Amaranthaceae. Gene Ontology annotation, biological process: proteolysis; protein folding; protein catabolic process. Bases 44 to 2047 code for a protein of 667 amino acids. Gene Ontology annotation, cellular component: mitochondrial matrix. The transcript is spliced from 15 exons. Gene Ontology annotation, molecular function: ATP hydrolysis activity; ATP-dependent protein folding chaperone; ATP binding. The record is from RefSeq and is a predicted model, not a curated record.